CCGGCCUGUCAUCAACUGUCAAACGUCUGGGGCUUUUGUAUUCAAUGAUAUCGUUAAUUCGGCGUUAAAAUUAAUCUUUCCAGUACGAUUUUUACCCAGUCCUUUUUAACUAAGCUCUUAGAACGUAGUUGAACUAAUUUAUAAAGAUGCUGAUUAAGGUUAAGACUUUAACGGGUAAGGAAAUUGAAAUUGAUAUUGAACCCACUGAUAAAGUGGAAAGAAUCAAAGAAAGAGUGGAAGAAAAGGAAGGAAUACCCCCACAACAACAGCGUUUGAUUUUUUCUGGAAAACAAAUGAAUGAUGAAAAAACAGCCCAAGACUACAAGGUCCAGGGUGGCUCAGUGUUACAUUUAGUUCUAGCUCUUCGCGGAGGACUGUAAGCAAUGAAUUACAAUCACAAACCACUUUGUUAAUCCUCUAAAAACAGUACUACUAUUUAAUAUAUUAUAUUUUGUAAGCUACUAUUUUAUUUUUUGAGGAAGUUUCGGCCUUGUUUUCUUAUUUGUUAUUGCAAAUAUAAAAAUGCUAAAAAUGAAGUUUCGGUUCAAGUGACAUCAAUAAAUAAGUUUUUUAAUA
Molecule: messenger RNA, 576 nt
Organism: Onthophagus taurus
Lineage: Eukaryota; Metazoa; Arthropoda; Insecta; Coleoptera; Scarabaeidae
Gene: Nedd8
Product: Nedd8 ubiquitin like modifier
Molecular function (GO): protein binding
Source: RefSeq, a predicted model, not a curated record